This is a messenger RNA of Dreissena polymorpha, 772 nucleotides long. RefSeq lists its product as uncharacterized. Bases 188 to 757 code for a protein of 189 amino acids. The transcript has 4 exons. The record is from RefSeq and is a predicted model, not a curated record. Lineage: Eukaryota; Metazoa; Mollusca; Bivalvia; Myida; Dreissenidae.
AUAGACCCUUUCAGUUAUUCGCUUUUACUAGUGUUAGAGUUGUGUCCCUUAGCCGGAUGUGACGUCAACGGGGGAUAGAAAUUCGCCAGAGAAAAUAAAAUUUUACUGUGUCGCUGAAGAAAUCAACGUCUUUAGCACAAUAUAUGCGAAUCAUCCCAAAUGCUAUGUUCAGAAACAGUGAAGUACCAUGGCUGAACCAGAUCCUGUAACAGAAAAGAAAGUACAACAGUACACGACUCUGUAUGCCAAGGAUGUCCCUGGCGCUGUUUUACCGCAACUUCAACCAGAAAGAUGCAAAGUUACAGAGUUGCGAAUAUGGUUGAAAUGCCGGGGACAAGCUGUGAAAUCGAAUGAGACAAAAGCCGAACUUUGCUUGAGGGUAAAGAAAUUCAGUGACAACCAGGAUAACAUCCUAAUUGUGGAUCCUUAUCCAGACCAGCCAUUUGCAGCUAAGCAGAAGUCGUCCUGUAUGAACUGUCAAGGACAAUCAACAGUGUCAACAGCGGAAGAACAUCUUAAUUUGGAAGAAUGCACAUGGACCCAAAGCACCAGACUGAUCUUCAAAGACUUUUCGUACAUGAACAUUCUGGAAUGGACCAAAAGUUCUGGUAAAGGUUCAAAACUGGGUGUUGAAAAGCCUAUUCAACGAGGCUAUGUGUUUUUUCAUGACGGUUAUGUAUUCGACACAUGGUCAUCUGAACGUAACAGUUCAACAAUUGUUAGAUGCAAGUGUUUCCGCUCCAUGAAAAACCGGUAAUCAGAAAUAAAGAGU